GAUCAUUCCAUGACGUCUAUGUUCAUCUCCCGAAGCAAAUAAGAAGGAUACGCGCGCAUCCUGAUACCGAUACCAAAAUUCCACUAAUCCAGAAUGUAUAGCAACUGUACUAGCCUGAAUCGGUGGGAGCAACUGCUCCUAUAUUUACCCUCCUCCUCUACCAUCAGUGUACCCGAAGUCAAAGGAGCCCGUCGUGGACGAGGUCGUGAUAUCGAUGGGGUUGUGGGCCCAAAUGUUUCAUCCCAAAACCAUUACGCUACUUUCCAAAUUAGGGUCGUUCCGGUCGACGUCCACCACGACGAGCAAUACCUUGUCCACGGCGUUCCCAACGACGACGACAGCCCUAUCAUCAACACGGUCUCUGUUGACGGCCACACUUUCCUUGCUACAGGCUCGUCCAUUAUGUCUUCUUCAGCUAUUGCAUUUCCUUCUACCGAUUCCGCCUCUCACAUUCCGCCCGCACCCAUACCUCGCCCUCCGCAUCUCCCAUUUAGACGGAUUUCGCUCCCUAGCGCACCCAACAUAGCGCUUAACAGGCACUCGGUCGUGAGCCUUGCCUCCUUUGACUCGCUCCUCGAAGAGGGCAGUCAUACUUCCUCUAACCUUUCGCCUGCUCUGGCACCAACUGCCAUCUUGCGUAACGCUCAGAAACAUAAAAGUCAUCUACCGCCUGUAGAUCACGCGCGUAGAAACCGUAGAAGAACAGGCGUACAUAUUGAUGAGAUGAGACUUGCAAAACGACGGAGAGUCAUUCAUGAAUUUUAUGAUACCGAGAGGACCUACGCCGAUGGGUUGGAUCUUAUUUAUUCACAUUUCCUGACCCCAAUCAUCGAAUCCCUUGAUACGGCGCACCCUUUACUUUCACGCGUGGAGCUCACAGCAGUGUUCUCAAAUUUUAUCGAUAUCUGGAACUUUCACCGCUCGUUUCUUACUUCUCUCACCGCAUUUAUUUCCCCUUCUUUAACGACUUUGUCUUCCCCUUUGCCUUCUUCACCCGCAAAUCCUGUGGAAAUUCCACCCCUGUCCCCCCUUCUCCUCGCUCAUUUCCCUUACCUCUCUCUAUACACCCCAUUUAUCACGUCAUUUUCUACAACUAUAUCCACUUUAACAACACUUUCAACUGUCACCUCUCCACCCACCGCUUUCGCGACUUUUCUCGCGAAACAAGAGUUGCAUCCUCGUUGUGCAAACUUUCAUCUUCGCGACUGGCUUCUCACAAUCGUUCAACGUUGUCCGCGGUACCUCCUCCUCCUAAAAGACCUCAUAAAUUGUACCGACCCUGACGAUCCAGAAUAUAGGCGGCUUGAGGAAGUACACAGGCUUGUGAGUAAAAUCACAACAUCCCUUAAUACAUCUCUGUCCACUCAUUCCCAAACUCUACAAUUACUUGCCAUCCAGCGGUCUGCUACAAAUCUCCCAUUUCCACUAGUAGCUCCAGGCCGUACGUUCGUCAAGCGGGGGGCGUUGCUUCAGAUUGAAUCUAAGCCAGCAAGUUGGUGGAGCGACGUGAGGGGAUCUGUGACAUCCCUUCAACGCGAGUUCUUACUUUUUUCAGACUAUCUAAUAUGGCUGGAAGGUGGAGAGAGGGAAUCGAUGUGGGAUGAGGAUGGUAGGAUAGGAAGGAAUAAGUCAAAGGGUUCUGGCUCAAGGGACCCAGAUGAGCAGCAAAAUGGUGGUAGAGGCUCCAGUUCAAUCCCAAACGAUAACAUUCUUGUAAAGAAGCAGACGGGAACUAUGAUGGAACGCAGCAGGAGUAAAAGUGAAGCCGAACUAGAAAUGUUAAAGGCACAUGUUGCUGCGCACGAGAAGGUCACCGGCCCUAAUCUGGAGCCUGUGGGCGCGAGUUUAUCCCCUCCUAUACAUUUUACACCAUCUGCCCCCCACGUUGCAAAUGGCCCGGUCACCGUUGUUCCUUCCCCCCGGAAGAAGAAAUCACAAACACCUAGUCAGGCCCAAAGCAAUUCUAAUACGGGAGACAAAUGGGUUUGUAAGGGAAAUUUGAGCCUAGUGGACGUAGAGAUUGUUGUGGGUUCUUCAUCAGGAAGAGAAUGGGGUGAGGAGCGCCGCUUUGAAAUCCUGAGCCCUGAAGGAUCAUUCACUGUGUACGCUGAAUCCACGUCUGCUCGAGAUGCUUGGACGGAUGCCAUCCGCGACACCAAAGCAUCUCUACUUAUAUCUCUCAAUGCGAUACACCCUAACUCGACACUUACCUCAUCCGCCAGUACAACGCAUCUCAGGAGAAGUCUACAAGCUCUGCCACAUUCACCUCGAACUGUGGAUGAAUCUAGUCGUGGAGGAUAUUUUGCACCGCACUUGUUGCGAUCGGACCCAGCACACGGAAAGAGGACUGUUAGACACCAUGUUGAGCAUUAUGUUCCGCCUGUCUGGAUUCCUGAUGCCAAAAUAUCGAGCUGUAUGCGAUGUGGUCAGGCAUUUGGAUGGAGAAGGAGGCGACAUCACUGUCGACUAUGUGGAAGAUGCGUCUGUGCAGGAUGUUCAGAAAAGACGUUUUUUAUAGCAGACCCCACGUCUCCCACAUCUUCGAAUUCGGGGAAACCAGCCCGCGCUUGCGAUGAGUGUUACGAAACAGUAUUUCCGCCCCUUUCGGAACCAGUUACCUUGUCCGAAGGCGUCUCUGAAAGCGAGGCGUCCUCACCUUUCCCCCGAUUGACCUCACCUCCCACACCAUCACCCGCAGCUGUCUCACCCACACUUGCAUCCUUCCCUACAUGGUUGUCUAUACCUUCUCGUUCAAAUUUCGCACCGGAGCCAGAGGCACUCAUGGCAAUCGAGGAAUACUCUGCAUCAGGCAGGAACAUUUCGAGCGGCAGUCCGUCAAAGCAGGAGUUAUGCAUGUUGAGGGGAAGUCCGUCUAGACGUGAUAUUUACACUGAAUCAUAUUAUGGGAACAGGGCUUCACCUCGG
Messenger RNA from Serpula lacrymans var. lacrymans S7.9, 2925 nucleotides. RefSeq lists its product as uncharacterized. Gene Ontology annotation, molecular function: guanyl-nucleotide exchange factor activity; metal ion binding. The annotation marks the transcript as partial. The record is from RefSeq and is a predicted model, not a curated record. NCBI's taxonomy places the organism in Eukaryota, Fungi, Basidiomycota, Agaricomycetes, Boletales, Serpulaceae. The transcript has 7 exons.